Struthio camelus australis is the source of this 5511-nucleotide messenger RNA. The record is from RefSeq and is a predicted model, not a curated record. NCBI's taxonomy places the organism in Eukaryota, Metazoa, Chordata, Aves, Struthioniformes, Struthionidae.
CUUGCUGAAUCAGCAUUUUAUAUAGCUAGAUUACGUAUAAUUUAGCUUCUGAGGCUUAUGUUGCUCUCAAAACAAAUUAGCUGAACUUGCCGUAUAGCUAUAAACAGUGUGGGUGGGGGCUGAGAUGCUGUGCCUUACCGUCUGCAUUUUUUUGCCACCUUGCUGUUGCUGAUAAGGCAAAUACAAACGUUGUGCCACCUUGUUGCAAGAUUUCCUGUAAUAUAUUGUAGAAAAGAGGCAGUGAACCUGAGUAUUUUCCUUAGCAGAACGAUCUCCACGAAGAAAAAGUUCUGCUAGCGUGCUCAACAGGUGGGCUGGGUGGAAAAGGGUGAUGUAGGAGGUGACUGUGUCAUCUAGCAGCGCUGAAUCAUGUGAGGACGGGAGGGAGAACAAACCCCCUUCAGGUGCAACCCUAUGAAUUGCCUCAGCUAUGUACUAUGUAUAGAUGCUGAACUAAAUAAUUCAGCCAUGAUCCUAGGUCAGCUGAGGUGGAAAUUAGUGGCUGUGCGCUUUUUGUAGUAACACAAAGCAACCGUGAGCAAAACUGGGCAAGCUUGAAAAACACAUACUCAGAUGAUGAGGUUUAUUUUUCUUGAAUUGCACAGCCACGACUGAGCCCUGUUGUCCACCAGAUCGCCAGCAGCCCGCUUCUCCCACUGCAGAGAGAUACUAAGGCUCCACGGUUUUUCCAGGAAAAGCAUCUCUGUACGUGCAGUUUCACUGACUGCUCUAACUUCCUAAGCGGGAGCUGAAUCCUCAAAUUACGUUUGUUGUUGUAUUUUGAGAGGCCAAAAUUCCUUUUGCAGGUUCCUCUGGAGAUACGUGAGUCAGAGUGGUGCGAUUCAGCUCCCGCACUGGCUCGAUGCAGCACUGAACUCUGUAACGCAGCAGUAGAUGAAGCUGCGUUACGGAGGAUAUAAUGCUGGUCUUUGUUAUGGUUAAGGUGGUUUUUCUUUCAGGAGAUGAAAUCAAACCAUUUCCAAAUGAGGUGCCUGCCCUAGCAGCAUGCGAGACCUUUCAUAGCAAGUUGUUGCUAUAACCAAAGUUUUAAAUCUUCUGCAGAUGUGGAAAUUGUUGGAAGCCUUACUUGCGUAUUGCCUUACGAUGCUAUGCGAAAAAGUCUCUUCAAAGACUAAAAGAUCAAGUAAUUUGUUUGGGUUUUCUUCUCGUGUGCUAGAUGGGCUUGUUUUGAGCUACUGCUGACAAAUUCAUGCCGGAGUCUAAAAUGUGCGGUUUGAAAAGUGACUCUCAAAAAACGCUAGGCUAACAGAAGGUUAAGUUUCCUGGGGAACAAGCUAGCUAUAAUUUGUACUUUAAAAAAGGGCAAUGUCUGAUUUUUUUUCAUUUAAUGUGGAAGCUCCCGUCUGUAGCUCUGGUUGUCAAAAGAAGCCACAAUUUAAACAAGAAUCAGGAUGUUAAUGGGCAUAACCAUUUUAUACAGAUAAACAGUUGCAAAAAGCUUAGGACAACUCAUAAGUUACCAAUCCAUAAAAUCCAGCUCUUAAGUUUGACUCAUAAAGAUUAGAAGUAAUAAAAGGGUUACUGCUAACCUCAAGUAUUAAGAAAUCAUGAGUCAGACCUCCAAAAUCUCAAGGCUGUUCUUAAAAUGUUGUGAUUUUUGAGAAGGUUCAUUUGAUAUUUUAAAGAGGGUUCAUUUGAGUUCAUUUAAUGUACCUUUUACCUUUUUAGUCCAUAGAAAUCACAAAGGCCUGAUUCUUUUUUUUUUUUUUUGGGUAAACAAAAGCUGAAAUUUGGUUGUAUAUUUAUAGGACUACAAGGCCCAUGGCUGUAAGAUGGCACAAAAUAUCAUGAGGCUUGUGGUAUGUGUCUGUGAGAGCUGGCAAGAGUGUGAAGAACUUGUUUUUGUUGCUAGAGUGGUAAGAGAUGACUCUGGGUAUGUGGAAAGAGCAGAACCUAUUCAGUAAGAGAAGGUUUUUUCUUAAAACAUUUUACUACAUGUAUGCUUGCAGAAUGCAACAGGCAGCAAAGCAAAUGUAGGUCAAGUGAGGUUAGUAGGAAGACAUUUAUACUUUUUAUCUUAAAGAGGCAGCUUAGGUGAUGUUAUGUAGGGUUUUCUUUAGAGAAAUGUAAAGGUACGUGCCUGGCAGGUAUUCAGCACUGAACAGGAAGGCACUGAAACGUCUGUGAUUCUUACUCUUUUCCCGAAUGUUAGUUAAGCUUCGGAGAGAUCCUCCUCUCUUCUUACUUGGGCAUAACCUGCUCUUUACAGCACAGUAGAAAGCUACAUGGCGCGUUAGGGAAAAGAAUCGCUGUGCAAAAGUACAGGUAUAAGAGUCUCAUACCAAUUUUGCAGUAUUGUGCUUCUCUGUUCAGCAGACUCCCUGAGACAGUCCUGGGCGCAGAGUCUUCAAAAAGAAGGUCUUUAAAAAUACACACUAGAUUAUGUGCGGGCUGCACGUGUACGCAAGAAGCCUUGCUGUCUGAGGGCUUCCAGCAUCGCUUGCCAGCUCCCUGUUUCCAGCGACCUCAUACCAGCAGAAUAAGUGUCAAUUUUGGGAGAGGCUUUCCUGAGUCAGGCUGGGGAGCCGGCCUCUCUCAAGUGAGAGUGAGUUGAGAGGAAUAGCCCAAAUGGCUGUAAAUGCACCUGCCCAGGAAGAGGAGAUUCAGGUCUAGGAGGAACAAGCCUGCAAACAGAGGGAGGGGGCAUGUUAAGAAGCAUGGGCAUGUUGUGGGUGCCCGAAUGUCUCUCCUUGGCUCUGCGUCUAACCCGUGGUUAUAUUCUGCAUCGUCUUUUCUUCUGCAUCAUCAGCAAUUAUACAGCAAUUCCCAUUUUCAGGGUCGCAUCACCCUCGCGCUAACACCAGCAAGACAGAGAUGCUUUAGCUCCUUCUGAGGGCUUUUUUGCAACCCAUGAGGCAGAAGCAGAGAAAACCCAACUUGACUUCCAGACCCACGCAGGGCUAGCGUCAAACAAAAACACCUUUACUCAUAAAAAUGUGUAUGCACAAGGCAUGCUCGCUCUUCAUUACCAGUGCAAUCAUAAGAAGGCUCCUCUUGUGGAGGACUGAUUUCCCGGCUUUCUGAUUCAUUGUGUUAAUAAAAUCAAAAUCGUUCCUCUGGGCGCUGCUUUAAAAAUACUGGACCUUGCUUGCCGUUUGAAAUAGCGCACCAUGCCUGUCCUCGGCACGGAUCUGAACUGCAGGCCCAGCGUACUUUGGCACAUGUUUACAGCAUGUCACCUUAUAAAAUCAUGUGAAAAGGUCAGCGUGAAUUCCUGUUAAUGCCUUUCCCUUCUUCUGUUGCUGUUGGCUUUCAGCACGUGUGGAGUGAAAGUGAGGACUGCUUACCUUUUCUGCAGCUUGCACAGGAUUACAUUUCUUCCUGUGGGAAAAAGACGCUCCAUGAAAUACUGGAAAAAGUCUUCAAAUCCUUCAGACCCUUACUUGGGCUUCCAGAUGUUGAUGAUGAUGCAUUUGAAGAGUAUAACGCAGAUGUGGAAGAAGAGGAACCAGAAGCCGAUCACCAACAAAUGGGUGUCAGUCAGCAGUAAUUUUCUGAGAAGCUAAAAAAUUCGGAAUCCUUUGGUACCAGGUGGGGUCAUGUGGUCCCACGUUAACCUAUUUGAAUUAGCACAUCACCCUGGGAUACCUGGCGCCCAGGAUAAAAGUUUCAAAAACGGUUAAAAAAAAAAUCUGUGAUGAGCUUUGCUAAGAAGUGACCUGAAUUUUGCUCCUGCUUCAGUGGGGUUUCUAUGGAGUUGUCUUGGUAGCAUUCUGCCAUUAUCAGUUUAGAAGUAGUUUUGUUGCUGACUGUCUCUUUGAUUUGUAUUUGAGAAUAACAUUCACUGGCAUGAAUGUAGAGUACUUUGAAUGUAGGAACUGUUUGGUUAGAGUGCUAAGUACUCACAUGUGACCUUACUGAGGAAAUUAAUGCAGAGAGUAAAUGCAAUGUGCACUUUUCUUUUCAGUUCAAUGACUAGGGUUUUUGACUCUAUACUACCAGACAAAGUACUGAACCUUGAGAGGCUUCUCCUGAAAAACACUAGUUUAAUAGUGGUCGGUACUGCAGAAGUGCACAUGGAGGCUUAACAAAAGUAAUGGGCAGCGGGAAAUCCAUGCGAGUAUUGGUGUGAGAUGAAUUAAUGUCAUUUUACUAGCACCAGAUUUUACAAGUGCUAGAUUAAUCACUGGACAUAAUUAAAGCUGUGGUAUCAACAGUGCACGUUAUAAGGAACCUUGGUACUUUGACACCGUUUGAUCCAAAGCCAAAUGCUGUUUUUGGACAAAUAGAAUCAAUUAAAAGCAGCCAUUGCAUAUCUCACUUCUGCAUGAAAACCAACUUUAAACUUCACUGUUUUUAAUAUGCUGAUAAAUUAUUAUUCAAAUCUGGCAGUAUCCUGAGUUGAAGUGCAACUUAACUUUGAAGCCAUAAGGGUAUAAACCAGCACCUGGCUCUUUAAAUUACGCUGGACUUCUUCCUCACUCCAGGCCUCGGGUGUGUAGUCCUUGAGCUAGUUUGGCGGCCAUUUACACCCCUUCGGAGGGGAGGUAAAACACUACCCAGCCAGAAGGGCAAGAUUUGUCUCUUCACACUAAGGCUACCGUGGCGCUUUGGAGAGGUUAAAAGGCCUCACAGGGAUUGCAGAGGUAACUCAUGGCCACUUUACACCACUUUACAGCCCCUUUGUACUGCCAGGCUUCAGCCGAUAUAAAAGCUAAUGAAGGAGAGGGUUUACUUCAGCUAGGGCUUGCUCUGCAGAGUGGUUUGAGGGGGUCUUGGUAUAAAAGGGAAUAAGGCCCCUUGUAUUUUUUACCUAUUUUGCAUAGAUUUAAAUGACUCCAAUGAGUACCACCCAGUGAAGAUGCAGGGUCUCUUUAUUUACUUGUCUUUUGUACUGAAGAUAUAAGAAACCAAGGCACUCUGUUGUAAUACAGGUAUUUUCCACAAUCAAACAAAAUGUUUCUCAAUUUCUUCCAUUUUUCCAAAUUUUUUAAAAUUCUGACCUGAAAGUCACACACUUCAAAAGCCCUUUUAUACAGAUUUAGCCUUAUAAAAACAGAACAGGAAUGAAGAGAAAAUGCUCGGACAACUCCCAGAAACAACUUGCAGCAUUUUGAAAACCUGGUUGUUAGCAAUGUCUCCUUCUCAAUAGAUUUUUUUAAAGCCAUUUUUUCAAGGUUAUUUAAGGGAGUAAGUUUUCUUGGUGGUUUACAUUUCUGAUGAUGGCUGGAGAGAUGCAUAGCACUUGAUUUUUUUCGAUCUGAGGCAAAGACCUUCCAUAACCAGGAUGGUGUUUGAUAUCUGAGUAUGCACAGAAGUGUCUGCAACGCUGUAAAAGUCUGAGCUUAAGAACAUUGGAAAAGUAGAAAAGGAACAGAACUUAACAAAACUUUGUACAUUCUUUCGGCAUGCAGGCGUAAACAUGAUAGUCGCAACACAUUUUCUAUGGACUAGUGACGUGAGAACUGUGGCAGUUCAUUGUAUAACACUGUACAGCAGCAAUAGGCUUUUUGCUUACUGAAAUAAAAAGUGCAAGACCGGUGGUUUCCA